This is a messenger RNA of Anolis carolinensis (green anole), 9017 nucleotides long. RefSeq names its product sulfite oxidase (gene suox). Gene Ontology annotation, biological process: sulfur compound metabolic process. Gene Ontology annotation, cellular component: mitochondrion. The record is from RefSeq and is a predicted model, not a curated record. Gene Ontology annotation, molecular function: molybdopterin cofactor binding; sulfite oxidase activity; heme binding. Bases 288 to 1955 code for a protein of 555 amino acids. Lineage: Eukaryota; Metazoa; Chordata; Lepidosauria; Squamata; Anolidae. The transcript is spliced from 5 exons.
CAGGGCUGGCCCUGCUUAGCUUCGCGGGGGGCGGGGUUUCCUCCUCCUCCUCCUCCUGGCCCUGGUGAGCAUCUCCAAGGCUGACGUCAGCAGCGGCGGGAGAAUCCGGGGCAGAGCGGCUACUAGCAACGAGCCCGAGGGUCCCAGAGACAGAGACGUCGGCGCGCCUCUCGAAAAGAAACAUGACAGGCAGUGGGUGAAACUUCCAGGACUGGUGUUACAGUGAUGGGAAUCUUUCUAACUGCAAUAUUUGUCCUUCAGGCUAUCUGAGAGCAGAUUUGGGGAAGAUGCUGCUGUCUAGACCUACCUGGAGUGGCCUCUCCACACUUCAGAGAACAUGCUGGUUGCGAGCCAUGGUUCAGAGGACCUUCCCUGUAGCCCCUUUGGCCUGGACCCGCUUUCACUCCCACAACACUUGGAACGAAGCUGGUGGCCCAAGACGCAGGAGACUCGUGGGGGUAGCAGUGGUGGCUGGGGCUGGGCUGGGCAUAGGGACCAUCUUGGCCUAUGGAGAUCUACAUCAAAAGGCUGCCAAGGCUGAGACUCCAGAAUCUGCAUCCGACCCUCAGUUUCCUACCUUUACUCGGCAGGAGGUAGCCCGCCACCACAGUGAGGCCAGUCGGGUGUGGGUGACCUAUGGCAGUGAUGUUUUUGAUAUCACAGAUUUCAUAGAGCAGCAUCCGGGAGGCAAAAGCAAGAUUCUUCUAGCAGCCGGUGGUGCUCUGGAACCCUUUUGGGCCCUCUAUGCCAUGCACAACCAGGAACAUGUAUUGGAGAUCCUUCAGGGGUUCAAAGUAGGGCAGUUGAGCCCAGAAGAGCCGCCCCAGCCCACCCCAGGAGAUCCUUACGCUGAUGAUCCUCCACGUCACCCUGCUCUUCAAACCAACACCUUAAAGCCCUUCAAUGCAGAGCCCCCUCCAGAGCUGAUCAGUGAAAACUACUUGACGCCCAACCAGCUCUUCUUCAAACGCAACCAUCUUCCUGUGCCAAAUGUGGACCCUGCCACCUACCGCUUGCACGUGGGCGGUCCCCGUGGACGGACCCUGUCUCUGUCCCUUCAGGACUUGAAGAAGUUCCCAAAGCAUGAAGUGACUGCCGCCUUGCAGUGUGCUGGCAAUCGUCGGGCAGAGAUGAACUCUCUCAAGAACACCAACCGGCUAGGCUGGAACAUUGGGGCAAUCAGCAAUGCCCGCUGGGGGGGUGCCCGGCUUCGGGAUGUUCUGAUGCAGGCUGGCUAUAAGCAAGAUGACGAAGGGCAUGUCUGCUUUGAGGGCCUGGACAAGGAUCAGAGUGGCACUGUUUAUGGGGCUUCCAUCCCAUUUAAGAAAGCCAUGUGUCUGGAAGGAGAUGUCCUGUUAGCUUAUGAGAUGAAUGGAGAGGAGUUGCCCCGGGAUCAUGGGUUCCCUCUCAGGGUUCUUGUGCCAGGCAUCGUUGGUGCCCGUAAUGUCAAAUGGCUGGCCAGGAUCACUGUGAGUCCAGAAGAGAGCCCAAGUCAUUGGCAGCAGAAGGAUUAUAAAGGAUUCUCUCCAGGCGUGACGUGGGACACAGUGGAUUUUUCCAAAGCUCCUGCCAUCCAAGACAUGCCUGUCCAGUCAGCCAUCACUGAGCCAAGCCCACAGACCACCAUCAGUCCUGGGGAGCUCACAGUGAAAGGUUAUGCCUGGAGUGGAGGUGGACGAAGGAUUAUCCGUGUGGAUGUUUCUCUGGAUGGUGGAAAGAGCUGGCGUGAGGCUGAGCUUACUGGGGAGAGGCAGUUGCCUGGCCGAGCUUGGGCAUGGCAACUCUGGCAGCUGAAUGUUUCUGUGCCUGCUGGCACCAGAGAGCUGAACGUUGUCUGCAAGGCUGUGGACACCAGCUACAAUGAGCAGCCUGACACAGUGGGGCCUAUUUGGAACAUUUUGGGAGUGCUCAACAAUGCUUGGCAUCGAGUGCAUCUCCUUGUGGCUGAAGACUAAGCAUUUUGCUUGUGCCUCGUCACUUGGGACAAAUGAAGCGUCAUGGAUUGUUGGAUACUGCGUGCCUUCCUUUUUCUUUGGGAAUCUCUCCCUGUAAGGAGGCUCAGAAGAGCGGAGAUCUUCCAUGGGGUCCUUUGACCUCUCUGUGUUCUUCCUUGUUUAUUAUUGGUGUCGCUUCUGAGAGCAGUGGUGGCCUUAGACGAAGAAAUAGCUUUCCCUAUAGACAGGAAACCUUCCUUUCUUGGGAAUAUGGUAAAUCAAAACAAAACAAAAACCUCUAUAGGCAAGGGGGUUGGCAACUUGUUGAAUGUACCUGUACUGGCAAGGGGAUACAGGCUGCCCACCCCUACAGUAACCAGAUAUACCCACUUCUGAUUGGUUGCUUUUCCCUUUUAAGGCAUUAUGACUUUGUCUGCAUUCUGUUUUGGGCUAUACAACAAAGGCAAUCAAAAACAAGCUUCCGUGGCAGUGAAGUGGUGAAUAGGUUCUGGUUUUUAUCCACACUUUAAAAGAGAUAUACAUGGUGUAAAACUUAUUUUGGGGUAGGGUUCAGCACCUUAUUUAUCUCCUGUAAUCUGUAGACAAAAGUGUGGCAUGCAUUCACCAUCUCCACGGCAUGGAAAACAGAUGCCACUAUCCAAACUUGUCGCACUUCCAUUCCCAGUCCAUUUUGUCUACGUCUUACUGUCUGUAUUUAUCUUUCUGUUGAAUGUUGAUCUACUUUAAUCCUCAUCCGUUCAAUGCAAAGCGAGACAUUUUGUCUGUAGCAUUUUUAAGAACAAUAUUUAAUAUUUGUGUGUUUUCUCUCACUGCUAUGCUACAACAGGAGCUGAAACCUCCUGGAAGUCUCUGUUUGUAAAAGCAGAACAACUUUAUCUUCUGCAGGAUUUAGCAAGUAGAAUCUAGCCUCAAGGAAAUGCUGUUACUACCUCUUUGUUAACCUCUAUCCUUUCAGAAAACACUUUAGCCACAAUCUAGAAUCUGUUGUGCCUUUUUUUUUAUUCAGUUGAGAAAAGGAAGAAGUCUGGAAAGCUUAGAACAGUCUCCCCUCCCUGUGCCCAAUGUGUUCAGACUAAGAUCUCCAUCUCAACCCCCAUGAGCUAGAAAGUAUAGGGAUUUUAGUGCAAUUGGAGGACACCCAUUUGGGGAGAGCUCUCUUUGGAAGAUUGGACAGAAGAAGAAAUUUCAGCCAUGGUUGUGCAUAAGGGCACCUGAUUGUUUAGUUCUCUUUUGUCUCCAAACAGGGAGAUUCUGCCCCACAUUUUGAGAAGAUCUAUUCUAUGAUGAACUUAUUGUUGGGUAUGAGUCUUUUUUUCAAGGUUGGCAAAAAAGAAAAGAAAAAAAGAAAACCACUGAUGAGAGAAAAGGAACAGGAGCGAAGGAGAGAGUAGCAACGAUAUCAGUGAACCUGGGAUUAAAUUAAUAUGGUCUAUAUCUGAAGAAGUAGGUUAGAGCAGUGGUUCUCAACCUGUGGGUCCCUGGGUAUUUUGGCCUACAACUCCCAGAAAUCCUAGCCAGUUUACCAGCUGUUAGCAUUUCUGGGAGUUGAAGGCCAAAACAUCUGAGGACCCACAGGUUGAGAACUACUGGAUUAGAGGCUGGAGAAGCUGGCCCUCACUUUGUGUGUCAAGAGUUUCCUGGGACAAUUCCCUGUUCUCAUCUGAUUUUGGCUGCUGUUGCUCAUUUCCAUAUGUGGAACUUAAAUCAUGUACACUCCGUUCUACCAUGAGCAUUUUGUCGCUUGCCAACACUUGCUUACUGCCAUGUCUUCCAAUAUGCUUUCUAAAAAAUACUAUUUUACAAAAAAAUACUAAAGUAUUAUUUUAUGCCAGUAAAGUUAUUUUUAGAGUAGAUAACAACAUUUACAGUAGAGUCUCACUUAUCCAACAUAAACGGGCCGGCAGAACGUUGGAUAAGCAAAUAUGUUGGAUAAUAAGGAGGGAUUAAGGAAAAACCUAUUACAUAUCAAAUUACGUCAUGAUUUUACAAAUUAAGCACCAAAACAUCAUGUUUAACAACAAAUUUGACAGAAAAAGUAGUUCAAUACGCAGUAAUGCCAUGUAGUAAUUACUGUAUUUACGAAUUUAGCACCAAAAUAUCACAAUGUAUUGAAAAUAUUGACUACAAAAAUGCGUUGGAUAAUCCAGAACGUUGGAUAAGCGAGUGUUGGAUAAGUGAGACUCUACUGUAUUUAAAACUAGGUUGAGCAACUUUAGUGAACCCAGGGUCCAGUGUAGGCCCCAUAGGACCAAUUUUGGGCUGUAUUGCAGGCAGGUUUUGAUGGCAAAAUACUAAACACUAUGAAGACAAGCAGGAAACUCUGGUUUUAAGGUUUUUUCCCCAAUUUGCAUAUAAAUUCCAGCAACAUCUUUGUGGGCUGGGGGAAGGAUGGGUAUAUGCAGCCUAUAACACACACGUUUCUCAAGCCUGAAUUAAAUCAUAUCAUAAAACAGAACCAUGCCGUACAAGGAAUAGCACAAAAUCAAGCUGAAUUUAGAACUAAAUUUGUGUAUGUCUUUAAAAUGAUCUGGGAAACUAAAGAGUUCCUACCAUGCCACAAAAAUAUAUAAUGCUUGGAAGAGUCAUGCUCAGGUGGGUUGCCAUAAUAGAAAAGGAUCUACUUCUGGUUUACUUGGAAGGGCCCCUAAGAAGAACCCCUAACAAAGGCCAAAUGCAGUGUUUUGGAGGAAAACAAUUCUUCAGAUGGUCCCAUGCUGUCAAAGUCAAUAUGAGCUUGAAACAUACUUGGAAAUGGAUGAGACACCAGCCAGUGUCAUCUCUCUCUGUCCCACUUUUGCCCUGCAAAAUUGCUGUGCUGCUUUCCAUCAGAUCGGGACACAGUUGUGGUUGCAUUUCUUCCAAGCAGAUCUUGUAGUUCUUUUAUGAAAUUGCUGUGUGACUGUGGGCAUAUGCAAGAAGUAAAUGGUUGGAGAGAUUUUGCAGAAUUAAUAAGGAUUUUCCUUGCAGAUUACGAGAAUGUUGUCACCACCACAUUUAUGUGCCGGUUACCUUGCUUGCAGGGUUUAAGAGCAAGGAGGGCAGUGUCAAAGAAAACAUCUGGAUGAAUGGGUUAAAUGCAUUGGGAAUUAUAAAGUGAGGGAAAAUGAGAAAUUGGGAAAAUUAACAUAUUCAAGUUUGGAAACUCUGUGCUUUUCUUACAAAUUUUGCCAAGCUUUGAGGAUCCAUUUUAGGCCAGGGAAAAGCUUUCAAGGUACAGUACUACAAAAGACUUUUAUGUUACUCCUUCAGCCUUUUCUUUAUUUACUGUUUCCCUCUGCUGGUCAUAGUGUGAAAUGUAUUCAUCUCAUAUAUUUUGAAAAUUGCAUAACGGCGUUUUUGCACAGACACAGCAAAGCCAUGGGUUCCUUCUUCCUGUCUCCUUCGAAAAAAUGACAUAGGAAUGCAGAAAGACAGAAACAUUUAAACUGUCUUAAACUUUAUUUGUUGGCAACAUUUCACUGCCAUGAUUCAGUAAUCCCCCCCCUCUCAGUUAAACACCUUUCAACUCUUAAGAAAAAGGUGUUUAUUCAGCCAGAUUGGAUUGCAGUUGCAUCAUUUGGAGUCCAGAUUGUUUGAAUUGAUGCUAUUCAAAUGAUAGCCGAGUUUCAUUUGAGGCAAACCUGUCAAAAACUAGAGAUAGAGCUUGAAACUUUUUUUUUAUUAUUUGAACUACACUUCUCCAAUUCCCAAGAAAUGUGUCCACUGGCUGCAACACAGAAUUAUUGUGAUCCUGUCUAACGCACACCAUCAUCUCAUGACAUUAAAGCACAAUUCCAGCUUCUAUUUUCAGCCUGACAUUACGUAAGAUGCUUUUCUAAAAGUACAUCAUAACUUUUGUGUUAUGUCUCCAAAUACUCCAAAUAUUCGUCUCCUUUGUUAUUUUUAUUUGACAUAAACAUCCUGAAAAGAGUUUUAUAAAGUUUUCUGAAAGUUUUGUAACUUUUUGAAUGGCCUUCAUUAAGUAGAUAAAAAAGCCACAUUUUGUAUUGAUGGUAUAAUGUGUGUAAAUAUGUAUAUGUCCCAUGUGCUCCCUGAUAAUGGGGAAAACCUAGAAGUGGGAUGGUUUUUAUCUUUCCCAUUUUUUGAAAUUAGGAAUGGGGCAAAGGAGGAUGUCUCCAUCACAAAGGUGAUUAGCUGGACUGAAGCAGAAAGGCCUGCUGACUUUGGGAGCAACACAGGGAAUAGCUGACAACCAAAUAUGACCUUGGGCUAUGUUCACUGUAGUAUUUUCUUUUUCAAUUUUUAAUGAAUCUUACAAAACAGCUCACCUUAAAGCCCCCCUCCCUUUUAUUGUAAAAGUCAGAAAUCAACUGUCCAAAGCCAAUGUCUUGAACCAACUUUAUUAAGAAAAGUGGUGCUGUCCCAUAGUUAUACAGCCUACAUUUUCUCGUAAAUGAUAGCAUGAUAAAAUUUAUUUCAGACUCGGCACAUUCAGCAGUAAUAUGAACAGUAUAUCCAGGGGUCCUCAAACUUUUUAAACAGAGGUCCAGCCCACAAUCCUUCAAACUGUUGAGGGGCUGAAUUAUCAUUUGAAAAAAAUACGAAAAAAUUCCUAUGCACACUGCACAUGUUGUAUUUGAGGGUGGGGGUCAGGUAAAUGACCUUGAGGGACGCACCCAGCCCACGUGCCUUAGUUUUGGGAUCCCUGUCAUAGCCUAUGCACACUUUAGUGUUGUGUUUUUGCACCACAACGUUCAACUUUGCAUAGGUUGGGAAACCCAAAAAUCACAUGGGGUAGCACUAAUUUCUAACCCAGUGGUUCUCAACCUGUGGAUCCCCAGAUGUUUUGGCCUUUAACUCCCAGAAAUCCUAGGAGCUGGUAAAUUGGCUGGGAUUUCUGGGAGUUGUCGGCCAAAACACUUGAGGACCCACAAGUUGAGAAUCACUGCUCUAACCUGUCAGGUAUGUUAGGUCAAUGGGACUAUUAUUCAAGGCUAGAGCUGGCAUGACCCAACCUCACCGCUUUCUUCGUCUUCAGUUGCCACGGAAACAUUUAGAAUCAUUUGCAACUUGCUUUUGAUCAUCUGUGUCCUUUGUUAGUGUUUUGCUUGAGCCAGAUCUUGCUGGUUUUGAGAAACGAAAUGUAUUUGUGCCCUGUAAGUGUUUUCCUUUUGUAUUUCAAUUUUACAUGUGUGGCUUUCUUAUUUGUAUUUGUAGGCAUUGAGAAAUGGCAGUACAUAUGAGAAUGAGGGAAUGGUAGGCAUUUCCUGCCUGGGGCCUGUAAGCCAGCCACACUGACUUCCAAUCCCCUUGGGAUCAAUAUGGGUUCAGAUGGUGCUAUGUCUCUCUUGCCUAAAUAUAAGAACCUUGGAAUUAAUCAUUUUUGAGAAAACAAUAGAUGCCAGUCUAACUGCACUAGCACUUAUGGUGUGUCAUGGAGAGUGGGAUCCGAAUGUUGUUUUCCAUGUCCUUACACUACUUUUGAUAGCUGUUGUGAACUGCAAGAGAUAUUGAUAAAAUAGUGAUAUAGAUCCCACAAAUAUUGUCAAAAAAGUAUACAGUAGAGUCUCGCUUAUCCAACCUUCGCUUAUCCAACCUUCUGUAUUAUCCAAUGCAGUCUGCCUCCCUCCCGGAUCCAUAGCCACGCACAGUGGGUCAACACACCCAACAAGGACACAAAUGCAGCCACACUCCCAAACAAGUGGCAGACUUGUUGUAAAACAUGAUAUUUUGGUGCUUAAUUUGUAAAAUCAUAAUGUAAUUGGACGUUUAAUAGGCGUUUCCUUAAUCCCUCCCUAUUAUCCAACAUUUUCGCUUAUCCAACAUUAGUAAGUAAGUACAGUAGAGUCUCGCUUAUCCAACAUAAAUGGGCCGGCAGAACGUUGGAUAAGCUAAUAUGUUGGAUAAUAAGGAGAGAUUACAUAAUCAAAUGGGUUGACAUGGACCGUUAUUAGGGAUAGAUGAUCCUUGUACAGCAUGUUUCAGGGCCAGGGAUCGGGAGCCCAUUUAUGUUGGAUAAGUGGUACUGUACUGUAUACAAUUUAGCUUUAGGUCAUGGUAGAAAAGUACCUUUUUAAUUCAUGCUUGAACUCGGGAUACAAAUUAUCUUGGAUUAUAACCAGAAAAACAGGAUGUGCUUAUACAAAAAACCAUUUCAAACUAGGGCCCCUCUAAAACAGGAAUAAAAUGCCUGUUGAGAAACUGGAAUGGUUUUCCCCCUGCCUUGGGGUUUUCUGAAUCCUGAAGUGUAUGUUAACCAUAUCAUUUCUUACAGCACGUAGUAUCCUUUGCUGUGCUAAAUUUGUUGUUUUUGAUAUCCAACACUGAACCUAAAUCUUCAGGAUCAUUUGAGAGCCUGGUGGAAGAAUGUGAAUGCUAGGUUGUUGUAUGUCUUUCGGGCUGUGUGGCCAUGUUCCAGAAGUAUUCUCUCCUGACGUUUCGCCCACAUCUAUGGCAGGCAUCCUCAGAGGUUGUGACAACAUGGCCACACAGCCCGAAAGACAUACAACAACCCUGUGAUCCCGGCCAUGAAAGCCUUCGACAACACAAUGUGAAUGCUCAUUUCCAUCUGGUUUUCUCCUGCUUCCUGCUUUGUCCUCCUUCAGAGUUACACAGGAUUGAAGAACCCAAGCUACACUAUAAUUUCUUUCUACUCUUCUGCCUUUUAGGUAUAGACAGGCAUGCACAGAUUUCAGCAGUGGAAGCUUUUCUAUUGCUCUUGCCAAGACUUGAGAACUCCUCAAGUUUUGUGACCUAAGCUGUUACACACAGUCUUUUGGAAGAAAGGUCAACCAACUGGCUUUGUGCCUGGAACAGAGUUAAAUGUCUAGAUAGCAGUGCUCAGUGAACCGUCAUUGAAGUGUGUGCUGAGUAUGCAGAGAUCACCUACUAAAAUACAAAAGAGACCACUGAUUCUUAAAAGUAAGGUACAAAUACCUUUAAAUUCUGCCCCUUGGAAGAUGUUUUAUAAUAUUUUUCCUAUGUGUUGGUUCCUGUUGUUGAUUGUAUUCCAAAAUAAUAGGAAACAAGACUGUAAUGUAAAAAUUGCAUUUGUUCCGUUAUGCUGGAGAGAGGGUGAAAAUCUAUUUUUCUAGUAGUUCUUAAUAAAAGCUGUAAAUAUGA